Messenger RNA from Trichophyton rubrum CBS 118892, 321 nucleotides. RefSeq lists its product as uncharacterized. The record is from RefSeq and is a predicted model, not a curated record. The coding region runs from base 1 to 321 and encodes 106 amino acids. The transcript has a single exon. Lineage: Eukaryota; Fungi; Ascomycota; Eurotiomycetes; Onygenales; Arthrodermataceae.
AUGUUCAAAGCAGGCUACUACUGUUCCAUCAACAUCGAUGACGUAUAUUCUUCCUACCGGGCACUAAGUGAGCUAGGAUACGGCUUGACGUCAACCGUCUGGCUGGCUCGGAACAUUCGCUACGGCGGCUAUCAUGCAUUAUUGAAAAUAUUCGCGCGCGGAACCACGACCGGACCUGCGAGAGGGAACUCCGAACGUACGAUGAACCAGUCCCAUCCUAGGCGUACGCACGUCAGAAGAGCUGUGGAGAUGUUUCCGAUUGAGCGGAACGGGGGAAAGGAGCACAAAUUCCUUGUUCAAGCGCCACUGUGGGAUAGCUAG